This is a messenger RNA of Penicillium cosmopolitanum, 1620 nucleotides long. RefSeq lists its product as uncharacterized. Bases 1 to 1620 code for a protein of 539 amino acids. Gene Ontology annotation, biological process: positive regulation of DNA-templated transcription; protein import into nucleus; mRNA export from nucleus. The transcript has a single exon. The record is from RefSeq and is a predicted model, not a curated record. Gene Ontology annotation, molecular function: structural constituent of nuclear pore. Gene Ontology annotation, cellular component: nuclear pore outer ring. Lineage: Eukaryota; Fungi; Ascomycota; Eurotiomycetes; Eurotiales; Aspergillaceae.
AUGUCUUUUGAAGUCCCCUAUGACUCGAGUCCGCCGUCCACACCGGAUAAGACCAAGACUCAGAGCUUCUUCAGUCACGUCUCGACAACCCCAGCCGGCCUACCCCCAUCAGACGCCUCCUUCACCCCCCAAGGCAAUCCGACUUCUACCAUCUUCAACACCUCUCAACUCGAGUCGCAUUCCAAGCAAAAUGAUUUCGCGACCUCCACCAACUCGCUUUUCACAAAAUCCGGCGGUUUCAAGAAGGGCGACAGCAUUUUCGGCUCGUCCUUCGGCUCCGACUUUGGCAUGCCCAAAACAAAGGCCCCAUCAUUUGGAACAAAGCAGACUCGUUUCAGCGCUGCGACGAAUGGAGGCGGAUUCGGUCGGCCCGGAGGUCUUGCCCAGACAAACAACUUCGGCAUGUCGAAUGGUUUCGCGUCAUCGCAGAUGAGCGACUUCCAAGAAGAGUAUACCAGAGACUUCGAAGACGAACUGGAACCCGAGGAAGAGCAAGUAGAGGAGGAAUACGAAGAAUAUGAGGAGGAGGAUGCGGAAGGUGAGAUGGAUGUAAGCAUUCAACAGCCAUCAAACCGCCUCAGCUUCCUCGAUUCCAACUAUGGGAACCCGCUCCCACCGCAAUCAACCGGCCUCAACUUCAACGAACCGCGCAAACCCAUCUACACAAAUCCCACCGAUGCGAAGCGCCCCAAACUUGACGAACGAUGGGCCACCCGGUCGCCCCUACGCAAAGGAAAGCUGUCCCCGAAGAAGGCCUCGGCCAUGCCCUCCAUCCUGCACAACCUGUCCUCCCGAUCCCGUAGCGCUGCGGUCGACGAACCCGCCGAUAUGAUUAUCAACACAGAGGACUCGCUGGGCCGGCUGUACGAUGAGCUACGCGAGGCCGAGUACCGACACAUCGACCUGGAUCAAACUCUGGCCUACGUCGCGAACCGAUUGAUAAACACCUGGGAUACAUGCGCCGACCGUAGCGGUAUUAAGCGUCCCUACGGCGUCGGGUCUAGCAUUGGUCCCGGUGAGAAGGCACCGACUCUGGUCAAGGCCAGCUUCCUCGCUUCUCUUCUUCUUCAGAUCCACCAUCCUUCCCGCGCGUCCAUGCCGAUCGCCUCGGCAUCCAACCCGGCCGCUCAUGCCGCCAACAGUAUGGUCAAGGCUCUUCAGCGUGCCAGCGUUGCUACACCAGUUCCUCAGAUUCUCCUUGAUUGGCUGAAUGGUAACCAUGCUUCCCAAAACAACGACCUCCAAGCCCUGCGCUAUGUCGAGCCCAACCCUUCGGCAUCCUCCAACUUCUGGGAUAUCAUCAAUGCGGCCAUUCUCCGAGGACGAUUCGCUGAAGCAGCUGAAAUCCUUCGAUCCGCGGAUUUCAAUUUUGCGCGGUCGGCUCUGGAAGAUGGUCUGCCUCAACCCGGUUACCGUGGUGUCCAACUACAGAACAUCCAACGCUGUGUGAACAAGGCUCUUCAAAUUCUCGACUCCUGCCCCGGCUUCUCAGACGACGACUGGGACAUUACCGGUUCGGACUGGACUCACUACCGCAAGCGCGUUCUGUCGGCCGUGGAGGAUCUGGAAGAGUUUGCCGAAGGCGAGGAACGAGAAGGAUGCGGCCGCGCCUCAGAAUAA